AACGGAAGUAGGAAGUUGGAGGAGUAGUGGAAUUAACGGGGGUCUUUGUUUCCUUUUUCUCUAUAAAUAUUAUUGGAAUAAGCCAUGCCCAACAGGAGGAUUUUGGUUUUCCCAUCUGCUACAGAACUGGGUCCAGUACUGGCCAGUUUGGUGUCCUCACGGGCCAGCCAGGCCUGUAACUCAGAACGCCAGCGCUUCACCCUAGGUCUGUCUGGGGGGAGCCUGGUUUCCCUGCUGAGCCGGGAGCUCCUCGCCCUGCCGGACCUCGACAGCAGUGCUUGGGUUGUUGCUUUCUGUGACGAGAGGCUAGUCCCAUUCGAUGAUGCAGAGAGCACCUAUGGAUUAUACAAGAGCCAACUACUCUCCAAAAUGAAUAUUCCUGAAAGUAGGAUCCUGUCCAUUGACCCAUCGCUAUCUGUGGAGCAAUGUGCAGAGGACUAUGCCCGCAAGCUUAGUGUGAACUUUCCUGGUGAGCCCAUUCCUGUAUUUGACCUGCUGCUCCUUGGGAUGGGGCCAGAUGGACAUACUUGCUCACUCUUUCCAAAUCACCCUUUGCUGGAGGAGACCAAUAAGACAGUGGCUCCCAUAAGCAACUCUCCUAAACCCCCACCUCAGCGCAUAACCUUGACACUGCCUGUUGUCAAUGCUGCCCGCUGUGUUGCUUUUGUGUCAACAGGGGGCAGCAAAGCCCCUGUGCUAAAGCAAGUGCUGGAGGGAGCAGAAGACCCAAAGCUGCCUGCAGCUCAAGUUGCGCCUAGCCAAGGUGAUCUCUUCUGGCUCCUGGAUGAGCCUGCAGCAGCUUUACUCACCAUCCAGGUGGAGAAACCCUCUUCUGGGACAGAGCUGUAACAUCACCACCAGGGGGUCAAAGAGACAGCAUUGGGCUCAAACUAAGUGAGUGGAGUGGGAAACAAUGUAGCUCAAAAACAUCCCAAAUAUAACCUCCUUGACUCCGCUAGAUAAUGUUGUAAAAAGGAAAAAUGGUAGUAUCUGUGGACCUAAACAGUUCUUGAUGCCCAAUGAUGUCUGCACUGUUAAAAUACCCACCUGCAGCUGACCCGUGUGCACCACUGGAGAUUGGCGUGUGAAUUGUUACUGAGCAGUAGAACAGUUUGUACUGGGACCAUUAUGGUAAGGUGAAAAGUUAGUUCUGGUCAUGAGUGCUGUUACAGAUGUGAAGUACUUAAAGCUUAGUCUUCUGCAUGCACUGUUGUACACUGAGAGAUGGAUUUGGUUUAUGAAACAGUUCUCUCCUUCUUUGUUAGAGAACUUGUGUAAAAAUUUACUUCUGAGAAACAGCAGUAGACUGUUACCCCUGAUGCUUACUUUUGCUCCUGCUCAGUUUCUAUCAGUCAUCAGAAUGCAGCCCUGGGAUUCAGGAGCAUAAUCAACUAAGUGUUCACACAAAAUUAGUUGUGAUUUUUUCACAAACUGUGGGGGGAAAAAGACAAAUAAAAUUAUAAAAGAUUAAAUGUGGAAAUAUUUUAUAUUUACUUGUGACACUGUUUACAGUUUAAGCAUGUGAUUAAUUUUUGUUUAGUGGGGUGCCACACAGCAGAACAAGGAGCUAGAAUUCCUUCAAUAAAAGCCCAGCUAUAGACUCCUGCAAGGUAUUGCAAUCCUAUCCAUCUAUGAAUAAUGGUGCAGUGUUUUAGUGUCUGGAACCUAUCCCAGAAACAAAGGGUGUGAGUCAUGGUACAUGCUGGACCUGAAACCAGUCCAUUUCAAGGCUGUAUUUAGCCAUGAACUAAACUAAGUUGACCAAGUAAAUUUUAAUAAAAGCAUGCAUAAA
Molecule: messenger RNA, 1792 nt
Organism: Scleropages formosus (Asian bonytongue)
Lineage: Eukaryota; Metazoa; Chordata; Actinopteri; Osteoglossiformes; Osteoglossidae
Gene: pgls
Product: 6-phosphogluconolactonase
Exons: 6
Coding region: 85-849 (254 amino acids)
Biological process (GO): carbohydrate metabolic process; pentose-phosphate shunt
Molecular function (GO): 6-phosphogluconolactonase activity
Source: RefSeq, a predicted model, not a curated record